Molecule: messenger RNA, 1290 nt
Organism: Phyllostomus hastatus (greater spear-nosed bat)
Lineage: Eukaryota; Metazoa; Chordata; Mammalia; Chiroptera; Phyllostomidae
Gene: MAEL
Product: maelstrom spermatogenic transposon silencer
Exons: 12
Coding region: 1-1290 (429 amino acids)
Biological process (GO): male meiotic nuclear division; piRNA processing; negative regulation of DNA-templated transcription
Cellular component (GO): nucleus; P granule
Molecular function (GO): sequence-specific DNA binding
Source: RefSeq, a predicted model, not a curated record
AUGCCAAACCGCAAGGCCAGCAGGAAUGCCUACUACUUCUUCGUGCAGGAGAAGAUCCCCGAGUUGCGGCGGCGGGGCCUGCCUGUGGCUCGGGUGGCGGACGCCGUCCCCUACUGCUCUGCCGACUGGGCACUCCUGGGCCAGGAUGAAAAGGAGAAAUACGCAGACAUGGCUCGAGCGUGGAGGGCCGCCCAGGGAAAGGAGUCUGGGCCUCUGGAAGAGCAGAAACCUGUGAGCACCCCGCUCCAGAAGCCGGGCCCCCUCGCACCAGCGCCGAGCGUCUCGCCCCCGGAUGUGUCCCGCUUGUCUCUGAAGAGCGAUCAAGUUCUCCUUAGAGGUGUCUUUUAUUUCCUGAACAUUUUCAGCCACGGCGAGCUGCCCCCACACUGCGCACAGCGCUUCCUGCCCUGCGAGGUCGGCUGCGUGAAGUACUCCCUGCAGGAGGGCAUCAUGGCCGAAUUCCACAGCUUCAUCCACCCUGGGGAAAUUCCACGAGGGUUUCGGUUUCAUUGUCAGGCUGCAAGUGACUCCAGUCACAAGAUCCCCAUUUCGAACUUCGAGCACGGGUGUGACCAGGCGACGGUGCUGCAGAACCUGUACACGUUCAUCCACCCGCAGCCGGGGAGCUGGCCGCCCGUCUACUGCAAGUCCGACGACCGGGCCCGCGUCAACUGGUGUCUGAGGCACAUGGGGAGGGGCUCAGAAACCAGGCAGGACCUGGAGCUCCUCACCGUCGAGGACCUCGUGGUGGACAUCUACCAGCAGAAGUUCUACAAGGAGCCGUCCAAGACCUGGGUGCGCAGCAUGCUGGACGUGGCCAUGUGGGACUACUCGAGCAACACCAGGUGCAGGUGGCACGAGGAGAACGACACGCUGCUCUGCGCGCUGGCCGUGUGCAAGAAGACUGCGUACAGCAUCAGCAACUCGCUGGCCACGCUUUUCGGCUUCCGGCUCACCGAGGCCCACGUGCCGCUGCAGGACUACGAGGCCCCCAGCAGGGUGACGCCCAAGAUGGUCAUCCUCGACGCCGGGCGCUACCAGAAGCUAAGGUGGGAAAGUCCAGGAUUCUCUCAUUUCAACCCUUCUUAUCAGGAGCUGAUAAUACACUCGGCCACCGGUGACAGCCCCGCGGGGGCGAAGAUGGAGGGCCCAGCCGGCCAUGCGCGGGGCAGAGGCAUCACGCGCCUGCUCGAGAGCAUCUCCGGCCCCUCCGGCCAGGCGCACCCCCGGUCCUCCGGCUGCGAGGCCCCGAAGGAGGGGGGCGGCCCUUUCCCGCCCCCGUCCCAGUGA